This is a messenger RNA of Annulohypoxylon maeteangense, 1676 nucleotides long. RefSeq lists its product as uncharacterized. Bases 428 to 1441 code for a protein of 337 amino acids. NCBI's taxonomy places the organism in Eukaryota, Fungi, Ascomycota, Sordariomycetes, Xylariales, Hypoxylaceae. The record is from RefSeq and is a predicted model, not a curated record. The transcript has a single exon.
UUUUGUUAAAGUGUUAAAGACGCCUAAAUGCCAAGCGAAGGCCUAGUCUAGGGCUGGCAGGGGCUGGUUAUCAAUUCUUUGGAUCAGUUGAAGAUCAAUCCCUUCUCAGCACGGAACAUCACGUCAGGGGUAGUUUUGUCUGGGAAGAUGAAACCACGAUUGUGCCAAAAGGUCGAAUCAAUGACCUCGUCCAAGCUCCCUCAGACGGUUUGCCCGUUGCCAGGUGGCCCGCGUUUUACCUACUUCCAGUCUGGGCUUCCCGUUUGCUGGAUCGAGAAAAGAAUCCUCUUCAUGUAUUCUCAACCUCGUCCGAAAUCCUAAAAACACGACGACCUUCGAUGUGAGAGUCCCGGCGAUAGCAUCAUUCCUUUCACUAUAUACCUUUCUUCGGACCUGGUGUUCUCCUCUUUCAUAUUAUCAUUUCACGAUGGCUGGCCUUCUGAAUGAUUUGGGCAAUACUUUGGGGGGAGUCGGUGCGGGAGUCGGUGGCCUUUUAGGCGGGACUAAUAAUGCAAACGAUGACGAAAACGAUGGAACACAAGCAGUGACGUCUGCAUCGCAAACUGGAAAGGAGACGAAUGCAGGCAAUGUCGCGGCAUCUUCAACUUCGGUUGCUAAAGCGACAGCGACAGCGGACCCUAACAAUUCGAAGGGCAAUGGCAAUUCGAACGCCGAUAAUAAUUCGGAUGAUGCACCCUCUACUACUACUGCUGCUGCUGCGCCUGCGACUUCAGCCAAGGCUUCCACGACAACACAGGCGGCGCCGAAGACUACGGCUAUUGCACUCAAUCCUGCUGUGUCGGAUAGUACAACUAUCGCAACUCCCGCUUCUUCGCCGGCAACUGCCGUCUCUAAGCCUAGCACGACCCUAGUUGUUAGCAGCGCACCGACAACAUCGGCAUCAGCAGUAACACCACCUAUUGCGGUCCCUACUACCCUUGCGACGUCUAUCAAGUCGUCAACUCCUCUUACCGACUCUAUCGCUUCAAGUCUGGAUAUCCCGGAACCCACCAGUGUUCUCAGCACCGAAAGCGCGAUCUCUUCCACCGUGGCAGUCGAUGCAACGCCACUUUCCCAGGAAGGCGCCGCUGCUACUCAGAGUGCACUCGCCGAAACGAGUGGGAAUACCAUCACUCAAGCUCAAACAUCAUCGAAUGGCGGCGGAAUGAUCGGUCCCCUACCAACCGCUGCCGUAGCCGGCAUUGCUGGAGGCGGUGGCGGUCUAGUCCUCAUCGCUGCCACGAUCUUCACCCUGCGAAGGGUAUGGCGCAGAAGGCGCAAUGGAAACGGAAGCGACGAAGCCCUGGAGCGACUGGACUCCAUGUACGAGGCCGGUAAACCCACGCCCAACGAAUCAAACGAGAAGCUCGUCCGUUGGAACAAGGGUCUGUCUGAGUAUCACAAGCCGAGCGACAGCAGCUACAAGGCAUAUAGAAUGUGAUUAUAGCAUGACGAAAAGAGUGGGAUGACGCAAAUUGAUUGUGGGUUUUUGGAGUCUGGAAAUAGAGCUAUUCGGCUGUCAUCAAAACAUUAACUACCAUCUAAACAGGUACCUACCGCCUGAAAUACCAAUCAUAUCCCCCCCAAUAUAGUAUAAAAUAGUCUAGUCGUUACUUUAGUAUAUAACGUUUUGUAUAAUACUACCCGGUCUCUAAUACAUCAUGUUUUGUUGGAUA